AUGACCAGCCAGACUUCGUCUACCCAAGGUACAGAGCUACUUCCUAGCCUCCGACUCCAUCGAACCCUCCUCUCCGCUGCAACCGCUUCUCCGACCCCUCCGAUCUCUUCACGCCACCCCCCCCCCCCGGCCGCGCAUAUGCAAGCCGACAGCUUGAAAUUCGUUUACUAUAUCAAAAAGGCAGAGAACGGUGUAGAAGAACUUCACAGUAAGCUGCACCGCGAGUACACAGGCAUUUCCAGGGACUGCAACACACGACUUCACUUUCGCUCAUUCGGCGCCUCUGCACCAUUUGCUAAAUUCGCAUUAGGAGAUAGCGCAAAAAUGCUCCAGAAGAACCCAGGGUCACUUCAAAUGGGGCUCGCCGUCUGCUGCGACUCUUCGUGUCACGUAACCUACAUAAUUUGUGAGAUCACCGCCGCGGCGGUCGCCGCUUUUGUCGACUUCAUCCGUCAGGAGAUACCUCUUGCGCCCACGGAGGCAGACUGCACUUUUGGGGUUUGA
Molecule: messenger RNA, 504 nt
Organism: Mytilinidion resinicola
Lineage: Eukaryota; Fungi; Ascomycota; Dothideomycetes; Mytilinidiales; Mytilinidiaceae
Exons: 1
Coding region: 1-504 (167 amino acids)
Source: RefSeq, a predicted model, not a curated record